Musa acuminata AAA Group (dessert banana) is the source of this 2380-nucleotide messenger RNA. RefSeq names its product calcium-dependent protein kinase 20-like. Bases 482 to 2065 code for a protein of 527 amino acids. NCBI's taxonomy places the organism in Eukaryota, Viridiplantae, Streptophyta, Magnoliopsida, Zingiberales, Musaceae. The record is from RefSeq and is a predicted model, not a curated record. The transcript is spliced from 8 exons. Gene Ontology annotation, molecular function: calmodulin binding; calcium-dependent protein serine/threonine kinase activity; calcium/calmodulin-dependent protein kinase activity. Gene Ontology annotation, cellular component: plasma membrane; nucleus; cytoplasm. Gene Ontology annotation, biological process: protein autophosphorylation; intracellular signal transduction; peptidyl-serine phosphorylation.
GAGAGGAGAGAGACGUCCAAAGAUCAAAAGUGCCUCAAGCUUUGACUCCCCUCCAACCACUAUCACGGCCUGUUCACAUUGAUAACCCCUUUGGACAUCUCCCAAAGGUCGCAUCGUUGGCUCUCUCCGAUCAUAAAAUCCUUCCUUUUAUAUCCUGAUUUCCCGAAUUUCAGUCUAUUCUUGUUCUGGUUAUCGUUUCGAUGGUUGUCCCAACAAUUUUAACCUCGCAAGAUUAAUCCUCGACGAGCUUCCUGUUCUGUGUCUCUUCUCUUGGUUCCACCAGAAAAGACCAAAACUUGUCUUUUAAGCUGCAAGAAGUGACCUUUCAUUGGUGUUUUGGCCUCUUUCGUGGAGAUUUGACGGAAAGAUCUCGUCUUGCUGUUGCCCCUGUUGGAUCCAGCAAUUUUGAGAAGCGCCUGGUUCUUUAGGUAGGUCCUUGAAGGAAAGAUCGGAUCUUGGUCGUAGGACAUCCUGAAUCCCAAUGGGCAAUUGCUGUGCGGCGCCCGCCGAUCCGGAGAGGAAGAAGAAGGCGAGAAGGAAGAAAAAGGAGAAGAGGCCGAACCCCUUCUCGAUCGACUACAACCGCGGGCCGGGCCCCGUCCUUGUCGUCCUCAGGAAACCUACCGGCCGCGACAUCGGCAGCCGGUACGAGCUGGGGCAGGUGCUCGGCCGCGGCGAGUUCGGCGUCACCUACCUCUGCACCGACAAGGCCACGGGGGAGCACCUUGCCUGCAAGUCCAUCUCCAAGAAGAAGCUGCGCACGGCAGUGGACAUCGAGGACGUGCGCAGGGAGGUGGAGAUCAUGAGGCACUUGCCCGCUCACCCCAACAUCGUGAAGCUCAAGGACACCUACGAAGACGACGGCGCCGUCCACCUUGUGAUGGAGCUCUGCGAAGGAGGGGAGCUCUUCGACCGCAUCGUCGCUAGGGGGCAUUACACCGAACGGGCAGCGGCUGCCGUCACACGCACCAUCAUAGAAGUCAUUCAGGUGUGUCACAAACAUGGUGUCAUGCACCGGGAUCUCAAACCUGAGAACUUCUUGUUUGGGAACAAAAAGGAAAACGCCCCAUUGAAGGCCAUUGAUUUCGGGUUGUCUGUGUUCUUCAGACCUGGUGACUGCUUCACUGAAAUUGUUGGCAGUCCUUAUUACAUGGCACCAGAAGUUUUAAAGAGAAAUUAUGGCCCAGAAGUUGAUGUCUGGAGUGCAGGCGUGAUUCUUUACAUCCUGCUUUGUGGUGUACCCCCAUUUUGGGCAGAAUCUGAACAAGGUGUGGCACAGGCAAUUCUUCGUUCUGUCAUAGAUUUUAAAAGAGAACCAUGGCCAAAAGUUUCUGAUAGUGCUAAAGAUCUUGUCAGGCAUAUGCUUGAUCCAGAUCCCAAGCAGAGGUUUACAGCUCAGCAAGUGAUUGAUCAUUCAUGGCUGCAGAAUGCCACGAAGGCUCCUAACGUAAAUCUAGGUGAAACCGUCCGUGCAAGACUCCAGCAGUUCUCUGUGAUGAACAAAUUUAAAAAGAAAGCACUAAGGGUGGUGGCCGAAUAUUUAUCUGUUGAGGAAGUUGCAGACAUUAAGGAUAUGUUUGAGAAGAUGGAUAUAAACAAAAAUGGAAAAAUAACUUUUGAGGAGCUGAAAUUUGGUUUGCGUAAGCUUGGUCACCAGAUUCCUGAUGCAGAUGUACAGAUAUUAAUGGAAGCAGCUGAUGUUGAUGGAACUGGCACCCUGGACUAUGGAGAAUUUGUUGCUGUUUCAAUUCACUUACGAAAGAUCGGAAAUGAUGAACACCUGCACAAGGCCUUUUCAUACUUUGAUCAGAACAAGAGUGGAUACAUAGAAAUUGAAGAGCUCAGGGACUCCUUGGUCGAUGACUUAGGUACAAAUCAUGAAGAAGUCAUUAAUGCUAUCAUUCAUGAUGUAGACACAGACAAGGAUGGGAGGAUAAGUUAUGAGGAAUUCGCGGCAAUGAUGAAGGCAGGCACGGACUGGAGGAAGGCAUCAAGGCAGUACUCGAGGGAGCGGUUCAGUAGCCUCAGCUCAAAAUUGCUGAAGGAUGGAUCGUUGCAGCUGUAAGUUGGGUGGGUGUAGAUAAAAACUAAACAAACAUAUAUAUGUAUGUGUGAAAGAAAUCGGAAAUCCUGUUUUUGUUGGUUUCACAUUAUUCUUUCUCAUUCCCCUUUCGACUUAGGACUUGAGUUUUCUGCCACAUCUUUGGUUCUAUUUUCUUUGAGAUGGCAAAGGGGAUUGCAAACUUUGUGUUUAGAUAUGUUUUAAGUAGGGUCAUGUAAUAUGGGUAUAUGGCUGUAAAUAUAUGACUGGUUUUAGGAUACUGAUGCAGUAAGGUGGAUGCAACAAGUAUUGUGGAAUGAUAUCUGAACCUUUCAUGCA